AUGGUAAAGACUUCGUAUUUCAAAAAUUUUUGAGAGGUUUUAGUCAGCAAUUCUUCAGUUUUAAAAGCUAUUGAGGAAGAGAACCCAAAAAAUUUGGAAUUUUUUUCUCUUUAGAAAUCGACUUCUCGUCGAAUACGGAUAAUUUGAAAGUUUGGCAGUCAAGAUCCAACAAAAUCCGACGUUUGAAGGGUUAAGCAUUAUUUUUUUUGUCUUGGAGAAAUUUGAAAAGAGGAAUCUUCUGUGCAACUGUGCAACUGUGGCGACAUUCGAACGAGAAAUAAUAUGUACAUUUUCGAUGGGCUAAUUUUUUCAUGAAAUCAUUUUGCAUUAUGAGAACUGUAAAUUCUUCAGACGUCCGAACUUCGCAAAUUCAUCGCUCCACUGCUCACUUCUCUUAUAGAGCUUCUGUUGCAGCCGAAGGAGAAAAACGUGGACGCUAAGGUUAGAACCCAAGAAGCUCGAAAUAUAUUAUUUGCGUUGUUCUGACAAUAAAGAAAUAAAAAAUAUAUAGUUUUUUCUCAGAUUUGCAUUUACCGAACGAUGAGACUCCUUCUGCGCAAUGUUUUUGAGAACAUUCAAACAGAUGUGAGUAAAAACUCUGUGAACCAGCUGAGAAGGGUUUUCAGAGCUCCAUCGACUCUGUGGGCUGGGUGCUGGACGGAAAGCGGGAGAGCGGAGCCGCAGCUGACGCCGUCGUCAACUCUGUCGAAUCGAUGAGCGAAGACGUGGCACGUCAUCUUGCCACGAGCAUCACCGACUUCCCUCCGCUGCGGAAGGUUUUCUUUUACGUUUCUGCUCCCUUUUUCCAAUAAUCAAUCUGCUUUAUUCCCGCGAUCUUUUUUAUCGUAUCAGUCUGGCUGGUCGCGGACCGUAGGUUUCCACGAUGAGCUCGUUCACAUUCUCAGUAGAUGUGGUGUAUCUGGACGGAAGUCUGACCUGCGGUGGACUCGUCUGGUCCGAAGAUCGCGACGCUUUGAUCCCAGUGUUGUUGCUCUGAAAACGGGCUUCUUCGUAACAAAAGUUGAAAAUAACAAGCGGAAGUUUUCAAAUUCUCCGUUAUACAUUGCUUUCGACGAACUGGAACUUUUAUUGCAGUCAUGAUACGUCAAAAUUUUUUUUAUUUUCAAUCAAGCCUACUUUUUUUUUCAGUUUCAGAUAACCAUAGGCUGUACAAAAACGGCUGUAGAAAAAGAAGAAUGAACUCACUACAAAGAUUGAAAAUUUUCAUAAGUUUAGUCAAACAAAAGCCUUUCACACCUUUUUUUUAAAGAUGUAAACUUUGAGAGCGUUGCUAAUAAUAUUUAUUCAUUUCAAUCACUAUUUAUGAAGAAGGACUGAAACCUAUACCUCGCAACUUCAGAAUCUCAUACUCACAAGUGAAAAACCGUGGCGCAGUUAACUAUCUUCAUCUAACAAAUAAUAAAAAAUAAAGUUUGAAACGUUUGUGGGAAGUUCUAGGCUUACAGAUUGAAUAGCUUUCCUUUUGAUAGAAGUAAAACGAGUUCGAUUCAAAUGAAAUACAUAAAAUUGGGUAGUGUUUUAUGUAAUUUGAAGUCACGUAGAAUAUCUCUUACCUCUCCUGUUUGAGUGAACACUUCAUGCAAAGCUUUUUCCUUGCUCAUCACCGCUAUCAAUGGACAUUUGUCCUGAAAUUAUUAACCCAUUAUACAAGACGCAGUGUUAAAAUAACAUCAGUUUGGAGAAUUCCCAGCGUUACCAUAUGGUUAACUGGUACAUCACUCAUAGUCAUUUCCUCAAAGCUUCCGAACGUUGCCGUGUGACGCAUUGAGAGGAAUCCCUGCGUUUGUCUAAAAAUGCGUUGUUCCCUGGUUUUUUGCCGACCCGACCUCAGAGGGAGAUACAACUUUCCGGGCAUCCAAUAAGCACGGCUGAACUUGGUGUGCAGAAGGUUGAUGAAAAGGUUUAUUGUCGAUAGCCCGAUUAUCAGAUAGGUGUAUAUAAAAAUUAGCUCUCUCGUAUCCGGCUCUUUGAUGAAAUUUGUUUUGAUGAUUCUGAGAAUGAAAACCUGGUAUUUCAACGCCGUCGACUCCAAUGGUUGCUAGAGAAUUGAAUACGACAAACAAGCAUUCAGAAAGAGGCAGCUCGUAGGAUAUGUGAAGAAGAACGCAGCCAAUACUUAUCCAACCGACUAUGGCCAAUACUGCUACAGUUACCUGGAUCUCGUGUAAAUUGUAAAUCUUCGGAAUCAUCUACUGGAAUAGAGAGAAGCCGAUCGGCGUUUUCCAGGCGGUAAUCUCUGCCAUCUUCAGGUCGUCCUUCGUGUAAUUUCUUUUCGAGGUCGCUUUCGCGAACAGGCCUCAAUGUGCAGAAGCGAAAUACUGUCCAUAUCACUUCUAGAACAAGGAUUUUUAUUAUUUACAGUUGAAAAAUGGUAUGAGACCGCACGAAUAUCAAUUUUUCAAAUAUCCAGAAAUUUCGUAUGUUGGUAUAUGUUAAUUAAAAGUUGGAAAUGAAAAAUUCACUUUAGUGUGGUUUUUUAGUAUAGUUCUAAAUGUGUAAUCCUGGAGUUUCAUCAAAGAUGCAUUUAUGAUGCAUAAAAGACAGCAGAGGUGCUCCGUAGACAUAUGAAAAUCUCGUUGGUUUCAGUACCAGGGGAAUUCGUCGCGCGCUUGAUGUAUGGAUACUCUUAUCGGUAGGCGGCAUCUAUUGCGGUAACGCAUAACUUGAUAGGCUUACAAAUAAGGGUUUUUUGUGAAUUUUGAAAAUUAAUGAGUUUACCUAAAAGUCGACAAGGAAAGUGGAGGAGCACGGCCAGCAAAUAAGAUAUGUCUUUGAGAAGAACAAUCGUGAAUGGGAUCCCACAGAAUGCGAUGAACAUACUAACAACUCUCCCGGCCCUCGUUACCGGAUAGAUAUACCCGUAUCCGAUUGUCGUCACUGUGGAGAGCACCUUGGAAAAAAAGAAUUGAAAUUCAACCGUUGAAUUUUUCUGGCUUACAAAUAGAAGUGAAUUCCGAAAGUUGACGGCGAACGGAGGCAUGGGCGGACGAAGUUGCAAAUACUUUUCAUAAGUUUCGAUCCUCAUGUCAAAAGUUUGAUGUAAGUACUUGGACUUCUCUUUAUUGACGUAGAGAAGCAAAUGACUGUUGUUGAAAAUUUUGGGAAAGAGAUCGUUCGCCACAAAUCUGUUGUAUCUUGAGCUUUUAAGGGAAGGAAUUUAAACCUGGCUCGACCAUUUUCGAUCUUUUUCUUCCAUCUUUCAUGGUAGACCCCGCUGUGUCGCUCUUCCACGUGGUUGAAAAUCGUUGCCGAUGCGAAUAUGAAGAAUGUGUAGCACACAAUGAGUAGAACAUGGUUUAGCCUGGAGGUUUGAAAGAAAAAGUAUUUUUACUGUUGUAAGACGUACCGAAAUUUAUGGUAGAUUCUUUUGGUUUCUAGACAGAAAUUAAUGCAGCCCAACUUGCAUAACAUAAUAAGGACAUAUAUAAUUGAAGUUAGUUUAUAAAAUAGAAAGUCAUAGUUUUAGUAUCAGAAGGAGAAUGGGGUGAGCGUGCGGCAAAUGGAAGGAAUUGGCGACUUUCGGAUAUGAAUGAAAGACGUUGGCUGGGUGAAACAGAGGGGGAAGUGAGAAGCACAAGGCCACUUGGCUCCCGUGGGAUGCGCUAGACGCUCUUUUUAAACUCCUUAACAAAAACACUCACACUUGCUAUCUAGGAUUUAUGAAUGGAGCUUUCAGACAAUUCCGAUCCUACUGGCCAGUGACUUGCUGCACGAAGACUUGAAAGGCUCAAAAAGAGUAAGUUCGCUGGUAGAUACACUAAAUAGUGAAGGCUCUAAGUUGUCGUCGACCAUGUCCAAGUGUGGGAUCCCGCGGCUGCUCUGUGAGUUGCUGGUGUCCGUCGAUUUCGACUGGAGCGAGGUCGCCACUGCGAGGACUCAGAACCUACAGAGACGCGAGUGUCUCGGCCAGUACCAUCUUCUCACUUCCGUUCUAGUUAGUAUCUUCUGCCUUGCAAUGAAACCGAGUGCAUUUCAGUAUGAUUAGGUGAAACGAAUAAACGUCACGCAAAUUUUACCGAAAAAAUUAUUUGUAUUUAUGAGUAAAAAAUAUCUUUUUCGUCAGAGAAAAAUACUUUUUUUAAAAUUUUUUACUUUAUCUCACCUCGAAGUCUGUUUUUAUUUGGUUUGAAAAGUUCUCUAUUCUGUUACAGAUUUCCUUUGCUCGUUUUGCCAAAACUGAACACGGAUGGAACGCCCUUUCAGAGUUAUCACUGGUCGAGGUUGAUAAUGGUUCUCAUCUUCUUCCAUGCGCUCAUUCUCAUUCAGAUCAUCUCUCAACUUCCGAUUUUCACCAAGCCACCUAAACAAGUGUUCAUAGAGCCAGCAACAGUGAAAAAGUUUGUCUAAAGUUGAAAUUCACUGAUAAUCAGUUUUUUUCUUCAGGCCAGGAACAUCGGCGCACAUUUAUGCAACAACUUUGGACCUCGCUCUUCACGUUUGCAAGCAAAUGUGCACGAACACCAAGUGGAAGAAGCAAUCAGAAAAGGUCUGUUUCCUGUAUCUCGUGCAAGUUCGAAGAAAGUCAAAUGAGAUUGAUAGAUUUCGAAAAAAAAAACUUUUCAGAUUCUGUGUGUGAUUCGUUCUUUGCGAGAACUCCUCCAACAGCUCAUUAGAGCCAACAUUCAGUGCGAGAUCUUGACGAGCGCUCAAGAACUCAUCAAGGAAAUAUCGAUUAAUGGUGAUCACACUCACAGCCUUAUUAACCCACAUAUCAAAAAAAUUUUAGAUGAAGCCGUUGCAGCGGAAGUCGAAGCAGACGAGUCGCUUCAGCAACUGAUGGAUUUCGACACGAAAUCUACCAGGUCUGCACAGCCGAUCAACGUCAAUUCCUCUUUCGCUGCCCCACGCCAACUUUUUUCCACUUUGAUCCCCGCCUAA
Molecule: messenger RNA, 4899 nt
Organism: Caenorhabditis auriculariae
Lineage: Eukaryota; Metazoa; Nematoda; Chromadorea; Rhabditida; Rhabditidae
Source: the annotation of a GenBank genome assembly